This is a messenger RNA of Solanum tuberosum (potato), 2123 nucleotides long. Its product is annotated as polyadenylate-binding protein 7. The transcript is spliced from 10 exons. Lineage: Eukaryota; Viridiplantae; Streptophyta; Magnoliopsida; Solanales; Solanaceae. Gene Ontology annotation, molecular function: RNA binding. The coding region runs from base 100 to 1926 and encodes 608 amino acids. The record is from RefSeq and is a predicted model, not a curated record.
CGCACUUUCUCUCUCUAUAAUUUUCAGUUUGCUGCAGCUGCAUUCCUUUGUUAUACAAAAACGUAACUGAAUUUUCCGGCGUCGUUUUUUGCCCGGACAAUGGCGUCGCUAUACGUCGGCGACCUUCACGACUCUGUGACCGACGGGCAACUCUACGAAGCAUUCUCAGAGUUCAAAAACCUCGUUGACGUUCGCGUCUGUCGCGACUCUUCUACCGGCCGUUCCCUCUGUUACGGCUACGUUAACUUCAUUUCUUCUGAAGACGCUGUGCGUGCUAUUGAGGUGAAAAAUCAUUCCACCCUCAAUGGAAAAGCUAUAAGGGUUAGUUGGUCCCGUCGUGAUUCUGUUGUGAGAAGAAGUGGAACUGGAAAUGUAUUCAUCAAGAAUCUAAAUGAUGUAAUUGACAGCACGAAGCUUGAAGAAAUAUUCCAGAAGUUCGGAAAUAUCUUAUCCUGUAAAGUUGCUGUUUCUGAGGAUGGAAGGAGUAAAGGAUUUGGCUUUGUCCAGUUUGAGACUGAGGACAGUGCAAACACUGCUAUUGAGGAGCUCAAUGGAUCUGCUGUUGGAGGAAAGGAGAUGUAUGUAGGAAAGUUCGUCAAAAAGAGUGACCGGAUUCUGCCCAGCCCUGAUGAAAAAUAUACAAAUUUGUUCAUCAAGAACCUGGGUCUUGACAUCUCAGAAGAGCAUCUUAGAGAGAAGUUCUCUGAAUUUGGGAAAAUUAUCAGCUUGGUCAUUUCGAAAGAUGAGAAUGGAUGUUCAAAAGGUUUUGGUUACGUGAACUUUGAGAAUCCAGAUGAUGCUAGGAGAGCAAGGGAAGCUAUGAAUGGAUCAAAACUUGGCUGCAAGAUCUUGUAUGUAGCAAGAGCACAAAAGAAAACAGAACGCGAACAGAUAUUGAGGCGUUUGUUUGAGGAGAGAAGGAAGGCGCGACUUAUUAAGUACCAGGGUUCAAAUGUGUACGUCAAAAAUAUCGAUGGUGAUGUCAAGGAUCACGAGUUGCGUGAAUUGUUCAGUCAAUGUGGCAAAAUCACUUCUGCAAAACUUAUGCUAGAUGAAAAAGGAGUCAGCAGGGGCUUUGGAUUUGUAUGUUUUUCCAGACCAGAGGAGGCCAAUAAAGCGGUGAAUACUUUUCAUGGAUUUAUGUUUGGCCAAAAGCCAUUGUAUGUGGCUAUUGCUCAAAGGAAAGAGGAAAGGCAAACUCAAUUACUGCUUAAGCAUGCACAAGGAAUUGCAGGUCUCACCAGAUCUUCCGCUUUUUUCCCUGGUGGAUAUCCCCCUCUGUACUAUCCUGCCCUUGGUGAUCUACAAGUAUCUGAACAACCAGGGCUGCUGUAUCAGCCUCUGAGUAUGAGGCAUGGUUGGAUGGUCAAUGGAUUUGCAAACUCUAUUAGACCUUCUUAUCAAACUUCCUUGAUUCCUAGUGCUUCACAAUAUAGGCAGAAUAGGGGAAAGAAGAACGGACAUAUGCCAGUUCCAGAUGUCCCUUACUGGCAGCAAUCAGUCCAAUCAGUGGCAUCAUCAAAACAAUCUAGCUAUACUCAAAAGGUCAAAUAUGCACCAAAUGGUUGUGGUAUGAAGAAAGGAUGUGUUUUCUCUCCUGGCACCAGUACAAAAGGAUCAUUGUCUGAGGUUUCAGACAACCUGAGUACCAUGCUUACUGCUGCACCUCCUAAGCAGCAGAAACAGAUACUUGGAGACCACCUUUAUCCUCUUAUUAGUCAACACAAGCCCCAUCUUGCUGCAAAGGUUACAGGAAUGCUCUUGGAAAUGGACAACUCAGAGCUUUUAUCAUUGUUCAAGUCACCAGAAUCUCUGGCAGCAAUGGUGCAAAAAGCAGUUGAGAUGCUCAACCUCCCCAAGACUGAAGUUUCCCCUCGAGAUUCAUGUCUUCCAAAUCUUCUCUCUGCUAAGUUGCAGUCAACUUAGCAACGAAUUAUGCACAAUGUUAGAGGUUUCCAUCAAGUUUGUGUCACUAGGAAAUAAAUCUAGCCAAGUGUUAGUUUGUAUGGUGGCUACUUGUAUCAUGAUUUUGUGGCUGUUAAUACUUCUCUGAUAUGACAUGAUAGAAACUAAAACGUUGUAGUUAACGAUACUGCUAUAGCAUUUGGAUUGGCAAUGUUAUG